Messenger RNA from Symbiodinium sp. CCMP2592, 2694 nucleotides. NCBI's taxonomy places the organism in Eukaryota, Dinophyceae, Suessiales, Symbiodiniaceae. The record is from the annotation of a GenBank genome assembly.
AUGGAGGGUCUUCCAUCAAGUGAUAGCUUCGAGGAUGCAGACGACGAGGAAGUUCUCCGGGACUUGGUAGAGAGCCCAGCGGACCUUCCUGCCCCGGCGAACAAUUCCGAAGAGACCCCAACGGACUUUCCGGCCCCUGCCUUGAACACUUCCAAAGAGAUCCCCACGGACUUCCCCGCCCCGGUUGUGGCCUGCAGCUCUUCCGCUUCGUCAUCAGGCUCCGCAGCCCCUGCCCCACCAGUUGAAUGCAUUGAGAUUCAAGAUGACGAGGAGAUCGUCACCCCGAAUCCCAAAAAAGCAUGGCACUCCGAGGAUGGUUCAGGGGAGAAGCUUGAGCGCUUGAAGAACCGCAUCUCAAUGCAGAAGAAGGCCACACCCGAUGUCCCAUCGAGCCUCGACCAGCCAUCAGCACCUUCCAUGGCUUCAGAUCCCAGUACGGUGGACACCCAAACCUAUGAUGCUGAUGCCGCAAUGCAAGUGCUUUGCAAGCCUGUGAUCAUUGCUGACGAUAAACCUGUGGACGAGCCCCGGGGCAGUCAAGUUGCUGCUCCGACCCCUGACGAUGACACAAGCACCAAGAAGCCCGAAGCCCCAAAGGAUGUGACAUCCAAGCCGAAGGCUGACCGUGCUAUGGAAGUCCGUUCAGGCAAGAAGCUGCCUCAGGCUCCCGCCGAAGUGGCCUCCGAGACUGCUGGUCUCAGCUUGUUGACCCCAGCUGGUGGCCUCUCAGAAUGCACGGGCAAUCCCGACAUGGCUGCACGUGCUUCGAUGUACGACAGCAAGGUAGCUGCUCCAUCGAAAGAGGCUCAGGAUGAGCAGCUGAAUGCCGUUCAGCUUGCUGAGAUCGAGGCGACCGAGAGCAAGAAAAAGGGCAAAGGAUACCAAAAAAAGCCAAAAUCCAAAGCGAAGGCAAAGGCCAAAGGCAAAGCAUCCAGCGCCCGGGCAUGCCCAGCAGAGGAGCAGGAUGACAAGGAGCAGGAUGACAAAAGCAAGGACGGUGAAGAGGAGCUGCAGGAGGAUGGUAAGAGCGAUGCCGCCAGGAUCCCGUGCCGCCAGAAGCGCGGCAGUACGGUCAAGGCGAAGCCUGAGCAGGAAGAUGCAAGACCAAAGAAAAAGGCCAAGCCAGCCAAGGCAUCUGCAAAGGCGCCAGAGGAAACGAAGGAGCCGGAGGAGACAAAGGAGCCGGAGGACACAAAGGAGCCGGAGGAGACAAAGGAGCCGGAGGAUCGAAAGGAAGGGGAGGAGGAACCGCAUGCAGCCCCAGCCGCCAAGCGCAAGCCCGGCCGGCCCAAGGCAAAAGCAUCGCCCAAAUCCAAGGCCAAGGACCCAGCUGGUCGGGAGCCCAAGGAUCCGAAAGCUUUGCAGGAUGAUCGCCGCAAGAAGCGGGCAGCGAACAAGGAGAAAAUGGAUUCGUAUGAGUUGGCCAAAUUCCGUUACACGAUGUAUGUGGUUUACUGGACCAAAAAUGGUGUGGGGCUAAAGCUGCGCAACGUGUACGAUGCCGGAAAGCAGGUGUUCUACAUUGCUGGGAGCCCAUCCAUGAAGGACAACCUGGAUUGCGCAUGCUUGGCCGCGCAAAUCAUCGAGGAGGCCCACGGUGAUAUGUCAGACUCGGUUGUGGAGAAGCUGAAUCAACUCAAGGAAACAAUGAGAGCCACUGGGGUUGCCAGGCUAGCCAUUACGGCAAUCCUACGGGGCAAGUUCGGAGACCUGCUCACCACCUGGGCAGUGUGCUGCUGUUCGUGGAUCAUCACGAGCCGCGGCUCCACCUGGAGAAGUGAGAUUCUCCCUAUGGGGAACCAGAACUACCCUCGAGUAAGGGAUGCGAACCUUCUUGCAAGCAGGCUCAGCCUGCUUCUCCUUUUGGUGAACGCAGUUCAGGGCACUUGGCUGGUCGAACAGCCUGGCAGCUCUCUUCUCUGGCAUCAUGAGUCCUUUGGCACCCCGCUGAUCAUCGUAGUGAACCACGACCUGGACUUGAAAGAUGCUUUCAAGAGCCUGUCCUACGAUGCCUUGUUUGCAGAUUCCUUGAUCCCUCCUGAUUUGGGCAACGAUGCCCAGCUUCCGCCUGACUACGUGGAUGAAACGCAGGUUGAUGGUCCGGGCAUCGAUCCAUACUUGGGUGCCGUUCAGGAGCUUUCGGACGAUGACGAUGAAGCUUUGGCAGGAAACCUCCGGCAGCUGUGCUUGGCCAAGGGUGAGGUUGAGCAGCGUCAGGAGACUCGUGCUGUUGCUAGCUUCAAUGACGGCUACAAUAAUGCCUUUCACGAACUCGAAAAGCGCCUGGACAAAUGUGCCGACACCGGCUCCACAUCCUCGGCGGGACAGGUGUCUGAACUGACUGCUAUGCUUCAGAAGCUGUCGCUACAGUUGCAAAAGCAGAGCGAAGUCAUGCAGAAUCAGGCUGAUCAGAUCCAAGAACUCAAGGCAAGCAAGGAAUCGGACACCACGGAGGCCCCAGCAGCAGCCGCCCCAGCAGCAGCCGCACCAGCAGCUGUUCCGGAGCCUCCAGCAGCGGAGGAUGCCCCCUCUUUCGAGGCUGCUAAGCAGAGACUCAGGCGGAUGUGUAAGCCCCGAAAGGAUGGAUCGGUGGAGGUGCCCCAGAAUGUGCUGGAAGAAUGGCACAAAAAGGGGACGGCCAGAACAGCUUUGAUUCGCCUGUUCAUGGAGAAGGGAUGUAAUAAGGACUGUUGA